AUGGGAAUCGACAGAAGACACAGGGCAUCCCUCGCUCUUACUCUCAACUUUAUAGCCCUGGUCUUCUGUGUCACCGCCUUCAGUACCAGCUACUGGUGCGAAGGCACCAGGAAAGUAGUGAAACCUUUCUGUAAAACCAACGUAAAGGGAAAACAGAGCAACUGUAUCGAGUAUAACAGUCCGGACAAUAACGACAGCAGCGUGGUCCGGUAUAGCUGGGAGACGGGGGAUGAUAAAUAUGUGAUUUGUUAUUUUCACGCCGGUAUCUGGUUCUCCUGUGAAGAAAACAUCAGCGGGGAAGGGGAAAAAUGCCGAAGUUUUAUCCAUCUUACGCCGCCUGCUGAACGAGGUGUCCUCUGGCUGUCCAUCGUGGCAGAGAUUCUUUAUAUCCUCUUGCUGGUUGUUGGGCUCAGCCUCAUGUGCAUCGAGAUCUGCCACUACACAAAUGUGAUCGAUGGCUUAAAACUGAAUGCCUUCGCUGCCAUCUUCACCGUCCUAUCAGGUCUCCUGGGCAUGGUGGCCCAUAUGAUGUACACAACUGUGUUUCAAAUGACCGUCAACCUUGGUCCUGAAGAUUGGCGGCCACAGACCUGGGAUUAUGGGUGGUCAUACUGUCUCGCUUGGGGAUCAUUUACCUGCUGUAUGGCUGCAUCAGUGACCACAAUAAACACAUACACAAAGACCAUCCUCGAGUUCAAGCACAAAAGGAAGAAUUUGGAAAGAAGUUUAAAAACAAAACCCAAACUGAUUGAGCAUGAGGUACCAGCGGAGCGAGUCUGGGACAGGUACAUUAGCUCAGUGCCCAGCUCCACAGAGGAGUUCCUCGACCUCUCCAGUAAUGGCCGCAAGAUGUCCAGUGGUUCCGUCUUCGCCGAUCUCAAUGACAUUCUGGAUGCACAGGGUGAAGAAUACUGCUGAGAUUUCUGGGACAUUGUGCCAGAUAGGUUCUAGAUAUCAUCUAUAUGUUCUGGAAGGUUCUCUCUUACUAUUUCCUUUUCUCCUCAAGUUUAUAAUGUCACACAUCAGGCAUUAUCAUGACAGAAUGCAAUAAGCAUAUCUGUUACACUCUGCCUCUCUGACCAACUGUACUGUUGCACUUCGAUUGGCAAAGAUCCCUGGCAAUGGAGGGAAAUAGCCACAGCUAAUCGCUGGUUUACAGAUCUUACUAACUUUGUUUGUGUGUGGUGUCCCAGAAUGAAAAAACUGGGAAAUAAGAUUACUGGUUU
Molecule: messenger RNA, 1226 nt
Organism: Carcharodon carcharias (great white shark)
Lineage: Eukaryota; Metazoa; Chordata; Chondrichthyes; Lamniformes; Lamnidae
Product: germ cell-specific gene 1-like protein
Exons: 5
Coding region: 1-918 (305 amino acids)
Cellular component (GO): plasma membrane
Source: RefSeq, a predicted model, not a curated record